Messenger RNA from Toxotes jaculatrix (banded archerfish), 2122 nucleotides. RefSeq names its product mediator complex subunit 7 (gene med7). Bases 141 to 905 code for a protein of 254 amino acids. Gene Ontology annotation, biological process: regulation of transcription by RNA polymerase II. The transcript is spliced from 2 exons. NCBI's taxonomy places the organism in Eukaryota, Metazoa, Chordata, Actinopteri, Toxotidae. Gene Ontology annotation, cellular component: mediator complex. Gene Ontology annotation, molecular function: transcription coregulator activity. The record is from RefSeq and is a predicted model, not a curated record.
ACAGAAUCGAAGGUCCCUGUCGGUGAAAGGAAGGAGCUAAAGCUUGUCAUGAGCUAAUUGUCUGAUUAUAUAUCGCCGUUGCAUUUUUACAUCUAACAUCUUUAUUCGGCAACUGGUGGGUCGUUAAAGAGGUCAGCAUCAUGGGUGAACCACAGCAGGUUAGUGCCCUGCCCCCUCCACCCAUGCAGUACAUCAAAGAAUACACAGAUGAAAACAUUCGUAAGGGUCUGGCUCCUAAGCCACCUCCGCCCAUCAGAGACAGCUACAUGAUGUUUGGCAACCAGUUCCAGUGUGACGAGAUCAUCAUUCGGCCUCUGGAGAGCCAAGGCAUUGAGAGGCUCCAUCCCAUGCAGUUUGACCACAAACGAGAGCUUAAGAAGCUGAACAUGUCCAUUCUCGUGAACUUUCUGGACCUGCUGGACAUCCUCAUCAAGAGCCCUGGCAGUAUAAAACGUGAAGAGAAGCUGGAGGACUUAAAGCUUCUGUUUGUUCACAUGCACCACUUGAUAAAUGAGUACAGGCCGCAUCAAGCCAGGGAGACGCUGAGGGUGAUGAUGGAGGUGCAGAAGAGACAGAGGCUUGAGACGGCUGAAAGGUUCCAGAAACAUCUGGAGAGGGUGGUGGAGAUGAUUCAGGGGUGCCUUGCCUCCCUACCUGAUGACUUACCACAGAUGGAGGGUGCAGAUGGGGCUGGAGAUGGGACAAGGAGUGGAUCUGCAGCAGCCGGUAUGGGUUGUUCCUCUGGACAGGCCCCCAGGCUGAAAAGUGAACCUAUGGAUGUCGAGGAAGCAGGUGCCAGCUGUAUGGCAGUGGGUCAGCAGGACAAGAGCAGCCCUACUGCAAAAAGAGACAAAAUAUGGGACAAGGAUGCCGCCAUGUGCAGUAUUAUUGAUGAAAUUGCUUAAGUUUUAUGUUGAGUAGUUGUAAUUCUUUUUUUGUACAUCUAAACUGUUUUUGUCUUUUGUGUUCUAUACAUAGUGUAACUAUGAAAAAGUUUGCUGUAUUUUCACUCGGCCUGAAAUCCUGACUGGAAUGGUGUUUUAUUUAAAACCUAUCAUGUAGAUAUUACUACCACUUCCUGUGAAAACACUGAAAGAAUUUAAAUACCAUACAUCAGUUGGGGUGCCAACUUUCAGUUUUUGUAAUAAAACCAAUAAAAAAAGAUGUGCAAGUGCAAUGCUGUCACAGUCAGUCCAUCACAUGCAUUGAUUGUUUACAUUUGUAAAGCAAUUCGGUCCUGUCACUAUGACUUCCACAGUGUCUAAUAAAGUGAGAGAUGUCAGUAUGUAUAGACUGUAGUUACACAGUCACUCCUCCCUCCCUCAGUCCCUUUCACCUGAGGUUUUCCUCAUCCCUACAACAUUUUCUUCCAGAGGGUAAUUUCUGCACGAUUUUUAGAAAGAAAUGCAACUCUCUUACCAGGCUGCCUGUUAAGCUUCUGCCUGUUUACCUGUUUGAUUAUGAAAACUGUACCACACAUAAAUAUCCUCAGAACAAUCCUAAUUUACUUACUGCAGCACAGAGCCAAAUCUUAAGGGGGCACAUUUGAAUAUUGAAAUAUACCAGGUCUACGUCUGCGACACCGGGCAGUUUCACUUAGGUAUGUGUACAUUAAUCAAGUCCUUGUGUAGCAGAGUUUCCCCAUAAUGUUUAGGGGUCAACUUAAAGAUGUUUAACUCAAAUAUACUGAUGAUUAAUGGACACUUUAGGAGACUAUGUAAAGCAAAUUUAGAACUUUAUGCUGUUUGUUUUUCAUGUUCAUGUACAUGCAGUAUAAAACAGUUAUUUCACACUGAUGGGCUGGUGGCCUGAUUGGCCCUCUGAGAGCAACAGGCUAUAAUAAUGUGAAUCUAAGAAGCGUCUGUGUUUGGUGGCCAGCCCCAGGCUGCAGCCAUAUUUCACUGCCCCUGAAUGGCUUCCAUGAGACAGACCUGAUGUGCACUGGCUUGUAUAACAGACGUACAGAGAUUUUGUUACAAAACAGCAGUUCUGUAGCAUUACUGCAUAAAACCACAGAAAACUGUUUUUCAUGAGCAGUAACUGCAGUUUUACUCCCCGUGUGCAGUUUGCACCUCCACAGGAACAUGUUUGCAUGUUUGCUUUUUUUUUUUUUUUUUAUAAU